UCGGAGCUGGAUCUCACACAAUUCGAAUCGCGUAGCUCCAGUUCUGCUUUAGUCACCGAUUUCUGUUUGCGAAGCUCUUGUCGCGCGCGGUUUCGUGACCUGGUCGAGGGUUUGUUUUAGACUGAGAGCGAUGGCGUUGGCAGCGUGUCAGGGUUACGGGGCCCUCGCUCCCAGCCAGAGCACCGUCGCCACUGCGGCUCCCCGGAGGCCCUCAACGCGUCCCUCAGCCUUCUUUGCAUCAGAGGUCCAUGCGUCAUGCUCCAGUACUGCCUUCAGUGAAGGAAGGAGCGCUUUAAAUGUGGAGUCUAGACCCAGAAUUGCCACGAGACGGACACAGCCAUCCUUCGUUGUGCGUGGGCUGUUUGGCCUUGGAGUGCCUGAGCUUGCUGUAAUUGCAGGGGUGGCUGCUCUUCUAUUUGGCCCAAAGCAGCUUCCGCAAAUUGGAAAGAAAUUGGGCCAGACUGUGACGAGCUUCCAGCAGGCUGCAAAGGAAUUUGAGACAGAAGUGAAAAAAGAUUCAGGCGAAGCUCAAGAAAAUGAUGUCAAGUUGGAAGAGCCUCGGAGAACAGAGAGCGUCACUCCUUCGAAGCCCGAGGACAGCUCCUCAUAAUAUUAACGAGCACUGAAAUCAAUUCUAAUGUAUCAUACUAGAAAUUGGGGGUUAUGGGGCUUGUUCCGCCGAAUGCAAUGCUGAACGCAUCGCCACGUCUGUUACAGUUGUAAGUCGAGGGAGGUAAUGUCUCCCUUAGAGAGCAUCAAUGUAUAUCCUGCCUUUUUAUUAAUAAGAAGGCACGAGCUUGACACUUUUUGCUGCUCCCUCAGAUGGUUGAUUCAUUUUUUACUACAAGAAGGAGCUGAGAAUGGUUGUGGAGCAUUAUGAAUCAGAACUGCAUCGAAAACUGAGAAUUUGCGCGGUCUCCAUCACGAUAGGCACUUGUUUAAUGUCAGGAUAUUUCAAGGCCACUUACACUAGUUGAAGGAUAUGUCAGGCAAUUUCGCCACCAAGUUAUGAAAAAUGUAACCCACAAGUUACAUGGAUUUGAGCAUCAAAA
Molecule: messenger RNA, 1052 nt
Organism: Physcomitrium patens
Lineage: Eukaryota; Viridiplantae; Streptophyta; Bryopsida; Funariales; Funariaceae
Product: sec-independent protein translocase protein TATA, chloroplastic
Biological process (GO): protein transport by the Tat complex
Cellular component (GO): membrane
Source: RefSeq, a predicted model, not a curated record